AUAAAUAGAAAGUACCCUUUAACACAUAACCUCGUCUAUGUAUUUAGGGAAGUGAAAGAAUGUGCUUGAGUAACAGUUUCCUAGUUUCAGGAACGUCACUUAAAAGAAUGGAAGUGUGUGACUCGUGAUGUUCACAUUUGAGGCUGAAGGUCUACAAGAACAUUAUUUACUGGGAGAGCUCAACCAUAAGGAGGAUAUCUUUGCCCUCUUCAUGUUAUGGAGGUUAUUUGUGGUCUUGUUCUUUUGUUGGGAUCCAUCUCAGUGGUGAGCAGCAACUCUUGUGAUGUCUACGCUGCUGUUGGGCAAAGUGUGACUCUACCUUCUGUCCAUGAUCAACCAGGAAACUCGUAUUCACUGCAAUGGACUCACAACAAGAAGGUCGUUUUCUCAAGACAGCAAAGCAAGGUGUUGGUUGGAAAAGCAGGAGACAUCUCUGAGUAUGGAGCUCUUUUACUGAAGAACCUUCAGGCUGCUGGUGCGGGGGUUUACGAAGCAAGCACCCAGACCCCCAACGGCACUCGAACGCAUCAUCUCUGUGUGAUGGAAAAGGUGUCAAAACCUCAACUCAGUUAUGUCUGUGAAUCCAAUGCUGUUAAUCUAAAAUGUGAUGCAGCCAAACAUCAGGAUUUGGCUUUCUCAUGGACGCAAGACAAGAAAGCAAUUCCGAGUGAAACAAGACAAACACUGAGCAUAUCCCUGACUGAACUGAAGGAACAGACAAGCUUUUCUUGUAGUGUCUACAAUAAAGUCAGCAAAGAGGUCAGCCAGACUCUUAAACCAACAUGUAAAUCACCUUUGCUUUGUUUUAGAAUGCAAACCGUUGUGGCGGUGCUGGCAGGAGCUUCAGGUUUGAUUCUUCUUUUGUUCAUCACUGUUGUCGUAUUAUGCUGCUUCAGAAGACGCAGCAAAACAGAAAUGAGGUUCAGAGACAAAGAGGAAUCACGGAUGCUUUCUUUGAAAAAGCGAGAGCCGGAGGCCAUGAGCCCUGAUUACGAGACCAUGCACAGCAUACCAAACUCUCCAUCCUCCACUCCUAAGCCUUCACCGAGAGCCUGCUACCAGAAAGUCUCCCCUUCUGAUGCUCAGACUGAAAGCAGGCCUCUGCAGCUUCCCACAGCUGCUGAAGGUCAGCAGUCAUCACCGGUGCCGAAGCCAAGGACGAAGAAUGCUCAAACACUAAACAUCUGAGUGUUCUUACCACAACAGGCCUGCUGCAGAGGAAGUGAGAAUGCUCUCAGUGUGACAAAAUGCAAGAGGAAUUUAUGAAAACCACAUAAUGAAAAAGUGUGAUUUAGUAGAACUUGCAAUAUUUGGUAACAUUGACAGUACUGGUCAGUAUUGGCCCUAAGGGUGGGCUGUGUUAGUUUGUCUUUUACCCUUUUGUGUCUUUUGUAUUAAACACCUGAGUUUUCCUAUCCAUACUGAGUGUACUUUAAUCAAUUUUUAUUUUGUGCAAAGCCUAAAAAAGCCAGAGAACUCUGUCUUUGUCUGACUAUUUGUUCUAUUCACUUUAACUACGAACAAAGGAAUAUUCGCUUUUUUUGGUUUUUAAAGGAGGUUUUAUGACUUCUAAAUCUUCUUUUCAUAUUUUGCAACUUUUUUCUUACUCCUAAUUAUUUUUAAAUGAAACCAUUUUAAAUGUUGCCCAAAAGACCAAAAGCAUAUCUUUUAUGGAAUUGAUUGUGUUUAAAAUCCUUUCAUGAGUUUCUUGACACUAAGGAACACCACACAUUUAUUGGCUUGUCAAAAACCACCAGUCUUGUUGACAAGCUUUUUAAAAGAAAUAGCUGCACAUGAUUUUUCUUUGGUUCUAGCUCUCCGACACAUCUGUCAGGACAGGCAGAUGGUCCAAUUUCUUGGCCAUCUCAAAGGGUGUUCCCCAAAGUGCAGUCCUUGGUCCAGAUUUUUAUCACUAUUGAUCUAGUACAAAACAUCUUGGGUAGCAAUCUUCAGUCCGUUAUUGCUCUGGUUCUAUGCAAAAGGAUGCAUCAAAUAAGCUUUAUAAUACCCCCCUAUGGUUAAACAUUCACUCGGUGACCUAUAACCAGAUUAAAAUGGAAACAAAACAAAAGUUGACAAAUGAAGAAAGAAUCAUUGGAAGACUGUCUAUUCAUUCAUAACAAAGUUUAGAUUGCAUUUUCUAAUUGUUUUGGGCUGAAUCUGGCAUUUUAUGAUUUGUAGAGUCAACACAGUGAUGGUUUUUGUUCAGGCAGUCCCCCAGAAGUCAACAAAAUACAACAUUUAAGUACAUUUUUUUAACCUCAGUGUCAAAUCUACAAUAUUUAAAAGAAACAGCGCUUACUCAAAAACAUCUCAUAGGUGUAGAUGUUUACAGCCUUUUCCAUUCUGAGAAAUUAUUCAUUCUGACUCAUUUCUGCUUUUGUAAACAUUUAGUGACAAAAGCUGAAUUUUCUGUUCUCUCUAAAGAUACGUCCUACAAUAUUCUCUGACAACAUGUCAACCAACAUUUGAAAAGUUCAUUUGCAAAAUAUGUUUUAAACGCCAACAGUGAAGAUCACCCAACUUUAUUUUGUCAGACAUCUCCUGAAGUGAAUGGAUGAACUUGAAGUAAACUUUUUGUCAUGUGAACUCUUAGUUUGCCCAUUUUGUGUUUAGUAUAAAACAAAUCUUUAAAUUUAUCUUGCAGAAGAACAGUUAAAUACACCAAGCAACUCACUGUAAAUCUGCAGUCUCCUGCAGAAAGUUUGCUCGCUUGCAAGAAGUUAUUUAAAGAAAGAAAAAAAUCAAUAGAGAAAUGGAUUAUGUAAGACAAACAUCGGUAAUCUCCACAGGGUGAACAAUAAUCCACACAUAAAAGUGUCUUCUGAGUCAUCCUAAUGCUGUGUGACAGCCACAUAAUGGGAUCGCUCUGGGUGUCAGCACCCAAAACUGACAAACCAAUGUUAACUUUUGUGAGGGCCUGCUGAAAUGUUUUAGUCCAGCCAGCAGGGAUUUGGGAAUGAAACAGGAAUCCUGCUCCUGGAAUGAUGCUCCAAUUUUCUCAGUCUGUUUUUCUCUAGAAGUAGAAUGACAGCUUGCAGCAUCUCUGCCAUCAUCACACUGUAUCUUCACACACAGCUCACACAAACAUACAGGAUAAAAAAUGUAGUUUUACAACCGGCUGGAACACAAUGUGCAUGCCAAUGCCAAAUCUACUUGGGAAAUAGCAGGAACAAUGUUCAGAUGUGUUUAAUAUGUUAGAGUCUAAAGGAUAUAUGCUUUUGAUGUUGCUGUGUGUGUGUGUGUGUGUGUGUGUGUGUGUGUGUGUGUGUGUGUGUGUGUGUGUGUGUGUGUGUGUGUGUGUGUGUGUGU
Molecule: messenger RNA, 3312 nt
Organism: Nothobranchius furzeri (turquoise killifish)
Lineage: Eukaryota; Metazoa; Chordata; Actinopteri; Cyprinodontiformes; Nothobranchiidae
Source: RefSeq, a predicted model, not a curated record